Miscanthus lutarioriparius is the source of this 1881-nucleotide messenger RNA. Lineage: Eukaryota; Viridiplantae; Streptophyta; Magnoliopsida; Poales; Poaceae. The record is from the annotation of a GenBank genome assembly.
AUGGUGGCCACGUCGUCGUCGUCGUUGCCGCGGUGGGCGCCGACGCCGAGCCCGUCGCAGACGCUAUGGCGCUGGGGCGGCGGCGGCGUCGUCUUCGCGUGGGGCGGCCGGCGUCACCGAGGCACGGCGUCGUCAGACGGAGCGGCCGCCGCCGAAAGAGCCUGCGUCGUCGUCGUCCCCAGAUCGGGGUGCGAGCUGCAGGUGGUGGUGCCAUCAUCAACGGCGGAGGACGGCGGCGACCCCAGGGCGUUCCUAACGUGGGAGGACGUGCGCGUUUCGGCGGCCGGCGGCGGCGGCCCUCGCGGAGCGCCGGACAGGUUGCAAAAAAUUCAGAAAUUGCAGCAGAAGCAGUUGCAAUCACUGGCCAUGCUACCGUCCCGCACCAACUUUGCUUUGACACCAUUAUUGCCGAUGGAUCCUACACCAUUCAGUGACCACGCACGAAGGUUAGGACCAGGCAUGAAUAAAACAGGGCUGAUUUUAAUCAAUGGCCAGCAGGAGAAGCUUGCCUAUGGAACCUCGGCAUACGUGACCCAAGACAACGUGCUCAUGUCAACGCUGUCAGUGCGCGAGGCCGUGUACUACUCGGCGCAGCUGCAGCUGCCGGACACGACGCCAGCGUCGGAGAAGCGGGCGCACGCGGAGCGGGUGAUCCGGGAGAUGGGGCUCACCGACGCCAUGGACACGCGCAUCGGCGGCCGGAUCGCCAUGGGCAUCAGCGGCGGGCAGCGGAAGCGGCUGAGCAUCUGCAUCGAGAUGCUGACGCGGCCGCGCCUGCUCUUCCUCGACGAGCCCACCAGCGGCCUCGACAGCGCCGCCUCCUACCACAUCAUGAGCCACAUCGCGCGCGUCGCCGCCAGCGACGGCAUGACGGUCGUCGCCGCCAUGCACCAGCCUAGCGGCGACGUCUUCGAGCUCUUCCACGGCCUCUGCCUGCUCGCCGCCGGCAGGACGGUCUUCUUUGGGACCACCUCUGAUGCCACCGAGUUCUUUACUCUGAACGGCUUUCCAUGUCCACACCUGAGAAGCCCGUCAGAUCACUUCCUAAGAACAAUCAACAAAGACUUUGAUGAGGAAACUGUGGAGAGUUCUACAGCUAACAGGAAAACAGCAGCUGAAGCAAUAGACAUCUUGGCGACUGCAUACAGAUCCUCCAAUUAUUUAGAGAAAACGACAGAACAAAUUGUUGAAAUGAAAAACAUGGAUGGAGCUUCAUUUAGGAGGAGGGAACAAGCAAGCUUCGCCACAAAGCUCCUUGUGCUCACAAGGAGAUCAUUCCUGAAUAUGCACAGGGACAUAGGAUAUUACUGGAUGCGUUUGGCCAUCUAUAUGGGCAUUGGCAUAUGCCUAGGCACUAUCUUCUACCAAGUUGGCUAUAGCUACAGUUCUAUCCAGAGCCGAUGUUCAGUAAUAAUGUAUACAGUUGCACUUUUAACUUUCAUGUCUAUUGGAGGAUUUCCAUCUUUUGUAGAAGACGUAAAGGUCUUCAGAAAGGAGAGGCUGAGUGGCCACUACGGCGUGUCAGAAUUUGUGAUCUCAAACACCCUCUCAGCUACUCCAUACCUGUCUGUCAUUGUUGUAUUACCCGGCGCAAUGCUAUACUAUCUCACCGGACUAACUAAAGGCGUGGAUCACUUCACCUAUUUCGUCAUGGUUGUUUGCAUAUGUUGCCUUCUAGUUGAGAGCAUGAUGAUGGUUAUUGCUGCGAUUGUUCCGGACUUCCUUAUGGGAAUCAUCAUUGGAGCUGGAGUGCAGGGGGUGAUGAUGCAAAAUGGGGGCUUCUUUCGCCUUCCUAAUGAGCUCCCAAAGGCCAUAUGGAAGUACCCCUGCUACUACAUGACUCUACAAGAACGAGUUCAUGGGUUUGUCUUUCCCAAGUGA